AGAGCAGGUGGAACAGGUCGGCCCGCUCCGCAGACACACCUGAUUCUUUGUCAGAGCCACAGUUGCACCUCCGCCUGCCUCAGAGCUGAACCUGAGGCUCACUUCAGAGACACAAACAGACAAAGAUGGACGAUAUGGCAGAGAUGGUCGGGCAGAAAGUGGGAAGCCUGGUGGGGCAGGCGCUGAAAAGCGCAAUAAAUUCAAAAGACGGGAAGAAAGCAGGAGCAGGAGGAGCAGGAGGAGGAGGAGGAGCAGGAGGAGGAGGUGGCGGCGGCGUCCUCUCGUUUCUCGGGGGUAACAAGAACAAAAAUGACAAGGCUGGUGACAAGAAGAAGAAAGAUGAGAACGAAGGAUCCUUCUCAAAAGUGCCCAAUAAUGACGAGAGUGGGGGGAAGGGGGGCAGGAAAUCAGGACCCAGUGGUGUCUUUGGUGAAGGGGAUUUUGCAGGAGCUGCAGGAGGGAACACAGGACCAACCAUGGGAGGAGGCGCAGGAGGAAGUGAACGCAAAGGUGGAGCUGAAGGACCAAGUGUAGCUACAAGCGAUCAAGGUAUGGAUGAAGAUCUGAAAUAUGAAAGUCUGAUGAGUGUUUGUGUCAGAUCAGCUGAUCGCUGAGCAGCGUAAACAGUGAAAUCUGUUUACAGUGGAGAUUUCUCUCUCAGUUCCAGGCAGAAACUAAACUGCUAAAACUUUAAACCUGCAUCUGCCCAGAAUUCACUCGAGGUAUCAAACCUGUGUGACAGCAGAGGAGGGAAUGACCCCCUCCUGCUCCGGGGUCCCAGAUAUGGGACGUUCACUCUGACUCCGUUUUUCCUGUA
This is a messenger RNA of Archocentrus centrarchus (flier cichlid), 817 nucleotides long. RefSeq names its product PE-PGRS family protein PE_PGRS26-like. The coding region runs from base 126 to 614 and encodes 162 amino acids. Lineage: Eukaryota; Metazoa; Chordata; Actinopteri; Cichliformes; Cichlidae. The record is from RefSeq and is a predicted model, not a curated record. The transcript is spliced from 3 exons.